Messenger RNA from Macroventuria anomochaeta, 1544 nucleotides. RefSeq lists its product as uncharacterized. Bases 228 to 1340 code for a protein of 370 amino acids. Lineage: Eukaryota; Fungi; Ascomycota; Dothideomycetes; Pleosporales; Didymellaceae. The record is from RefSeq and is a predicted model, not a curated record. The transcript has a single exon. Gene Ontology annotation, molecular function: acyltransferase activity, transferring groups other than amino-acyl groups.
GUCGCAAACCCAGAGUACAUUGGCAAGGAAUUACCUGAUUGGUCCGAAAAGCGCACAAUUGCUUGUCGUUUGUUGAAGCGAACGACUGGUGGAACUAAAACGACUAUCCACACGUCUUCUAAACGCCUACAGUCACAGCAUUGUGUAUUGACUCACAUUGCUCAAAUUUUCUUGAGUAUAUAUACAGCUUUUCCAGCCUUAUUUACUUGUCCCCAGCGCUGUAUACAAUGGAAGUCUACGAACAUUCUCCCACGUCAUCGAACCUUCAGAAAGCUCUUAAAUCCGCUCUUCCAUGCAGCAUCAAUCUAGUCUAUCGCACACAACACCCCUAUCAAUCAGAGCACGCACACAUACUAUCAACAAUCCCCCCAUCAGCCACAGACGUGCCAAAAUGCUGGGCAGCAGCAUACAUCGACCGCUCCAUGCGCCCGGGAACCGAACUCUGGCUCUUCGCCGCUGGAGAAGACCCAAAUCACGCAGCUGAACAAGACGGAGCACCAAACAGAGUCCCGGAUGGAGCAUCAAACCACUCUACCUCAACCAAAAGAUUCUGCCCACAAUGUAGACUCGCCGUACUAUCGCUACUAGACAACAUGUACACACUGCCCCUCCCACCCCUCCACCCAGAUGAACAACCCUCUCUGGAACUAGCAAAGCAGCACGAAAAAGAACAUCCCGAGUCCGGUCCCGACGUAGUCUACGACCUCUCCCCAGGAACAUACAUGCGGCACCUGCUCUGGCCCGGGGUCGUCACACUAGGCGCGUGCCACCACUCCAUCGUCUCUCUAUGUCGCGAAGCGGGGAUCCUGCGCUCAGAACUCCCAGGCGUGAACGCCGUGCUCAACAAGUUUCUGUUCAGAAUCACGGACCUGCCGAGCGUCAAAAGCUUGCCUGAAGGAUUGAGGUGGGGCGAGAUGAGGGAACGCGAUCUACCGACUGUACAGGCGCGGACGAGUAUCCCGCGGGCGAUGCGCACACUGCUGAGUCUGAAGAGUGUGGGCGUAUUUGAAGAAGCUACGGAUAGGGCUGUGGCGUGGACGUUCCUGGGGCUGGAUGGGAGUCUGACAACGCUGCAUACGGAGCCGGAGUGGCGGGGCAAGGGGAUUGCGAAGGCAGUUGCGGCGAGGAUUAUUGGAGAGUGUGCACCGGGGUUGGCGGUGGAUGAGAGUGAGAUGGCGUGGUCGCAUGCAGACGUUUAUGUGGGCAAUGCGCAGAGUGAGAGUGUGUGUAGGAGUUUGGGGGGAAAGGCGAUGUGGGAGCAUUAUUGGGUGAGGAUAGAUCUCUCGAAAGCAGGGUCACUGGCGAAACAUGCAUCACAAGAUGUAGACGGUAGAAUAUAGAUCACGCAUGCAAAAGUAGAAGAUGGUUUGAAGAAUCUUGGGUAUCUGAUUGAUAGUCAGCCUUAUGCUCUUCGAAAUGCAAGGUUCGAACAGGUUAGGUAUGAAGUGCUCAGGAAAAAAUUAGAGUUGUGUUGCGUUUAGAUCCUCAUAGAGAUCAGGGUUAAAAAAUUAUCAUCAUCGCGGGGGUAGUAAGGAAGAGGAGUA